UAUUUCUUAUUCAUUCAUUGUCCGCGCGAUUGUGUUCUGUGAUUCUGUGAAAUAAAAAAAAUCUACUGCGUUCGGUAAUUUAUUUAUUGUGAUGUGAUUGAAUAUAUUUAAUUUUAUAUAAUACGUGUGUAAGUGUACAGUGUAUUGAAAUUGGAACCAGUUUUUCCCACUUAGAACAUUCACGUUUGCCGCUACCUUGUAGAUGUUGUGAUCCUUGUUUUUGUGAUUUUACCUGAACGACGACGAUGGCAGACAAUUCCAAGCUCACUGAUGAGGAGAGAAACGAGAUCAGAGAACAGUUCUCACAGUUGGACACAUCAGGAAACGGCUACAUCGACCUCAAGGAGCUGAGAGAUGCCCUCGACAGUGUCGGCUACAAAAUACCACAGUGGAAGGUGCGAUGUAUGAUCGAGGAGUACUACGACAACGGGUCGUCAAAGCACGGCCGCGGCGUCAACGGCAGCGUGAACGGAGAUGCGCGCAAGAACGGCAUCUCCCUCAACGAAUUUGAGGAGUUGUGCGCCAACCUGAAGGCGCAACAGGUGGCCAGCACAUUCAAACAGGCAGUGAGUAAAAAGGAAAAUCUGGAACAUUUGGGUGGCAUGAGUGAAGCUUCCAGUGAUGGAACAACACAUUCAGUUCGCCUCGAGGAGCAGAUGGCGUUCUCCGGAUGGAUCAACAGCAACCUGGAGCACGACCCCGACCUCAGGCACCUGCUGCCCAUCGACCCCGAGGGCAAGCAGCUCUACGAGAAACUGAAGGACGGCCUCAUUCUAUGCAAAGUGAUAAACCACUCGUGUCCGGACACGAUAGACGAGCGAGCCAUCAACAAGAAAAACCUCACUCUGUACACCAAACACGAGAACCUUACUCUGGCGCUGGUGUCCUCGCAAGCUAUCGGCUGCAACAUCGUCAACAUUGAUGCGCACGACCUCGCCAAAGGCAAACCCCAUUUAGUGUUGGGGCUUCUGUGGCAGAUCAUCAGAAUUGGUCUGUUCAACCAGAUCACCCUGGAGCACUGUCCCGGCCUCACUGAACUACUUAAUGACCAGGAGCGCAUCGAAGAUCUCCUGGCUCUAUCUCCAGAGGCGAUUCUCCUCCGCUGGGUGAACCACCAGCUGCAGAGUGCGGGCGUCACCCGCCGCUGCACCAACUUCCAGCAGGACGUGGCUGACUCCGAGAUCUAUUCCUAUCUACUGAAGCAGAUCGCGCCUGACGAUGCUGGAGUCACGCUUGACGCUCUUAGGGAACAAGACCUGAUGCGCCGCGCGGAGCUGAUGCUGCAGCAAGCGGCCAAGCUGAGGUGUCGCGCGUUCGUGACGCCCGCGGACGUGGUGGCCGGCGUCUACAAGCUCAACCUGGCCUUCGUGGCCAACCUCUUCAACCAGCAUCCGGGGCUGCAGCGCCAGGGGGACCCCGAGGAGUACCACCAGCUGGACGAGACCCGGGAGGAGAAGACGUACCGCAACUGGAUGAACUCUAUGGGCGUGGCGCCGCACGUCAACUGGCUGUACUCCGACCUCACGGACGGGCUCGUCAUCUUCCAGCUCUACGACAUCAUCCGCCCCGGCAUCGUCAACUGGAAGAAGGUGCACCGGCAGUUCUCGAAGCUGCGCAAGUUCAUGGAGCGGCUGGAGAACUGUAACUACGCGGUGGAGCUCGGCAAGCUGCUGGGCUUCUCGCUCGUGGGCAUCGCCGGCGCUGACAUCAACGAGGGCAACGCCACGCUCACGCUGGCGCUGAUCUGGCAGCUGAUGCGCGCGUACACGCUGUCGGUGCUGACGCGGCUGGCCAACACCGGCAACCCCAUCAUCGAGAAGGAGAUCGUGCAGUGGGUCAACAACAAGCUGGCUGGCGCCGGCAAGACCUCUUCCAUCAGGAGCUUCCAGGAUGAGGUGCUGGCGGACGGUAAAGUAGUGCUGGACUUGAUUGACGCCAUCAAACCCGGCUCCAUCAACUAUGAUUUGGUGCUGCCCGGAGGAAACGAGGAGGAGAACCUAGCGAACGCGAAGUACGCAAUCUCGAUGUCGCGGCGCUGCGGCGGGCGCGUGUACGCGCUGCCGGAGGACAUCACGGAGCGCAAGCCCAAGAUGAUCAUGACGGUGUUCGCCUGCCUCAUGGCGCUGGACUACAUCCCCGCCCUGGACGCGCCCGUCAAACCGGUGGUGACGACAGUGGAGUCUGAAAGCGAAGCAGGAGACUUCCUGGACGACUCCGUGGAGUCUGUGGAGCUCAUAGAGCCGGCGGAGGAGGAUCCGGACGACUCGGGCUUCGGGGGCAAGCCGCCCGUGCCCCGGAAACCGGACAACUUGGCUGCUUUGGCGCGAAACGCGGAAUAGUACCUUAUCGUUAUAUAUUUUUAUUACAACGUGUACGACAGGGACGCAGAUAUACAACAUAAUUAGAGAGUUUUCUGGAUUUCUCAUAGAUCAUGGAGUAAGGAGUUAGUAUUAUUGGAAUUUCUGAUCCAUUUUGCAGAUAUCUGCUACAGGAGUGGGUAAUUUUUUUCCUGGACUCCUCAUAGUUCACAGAGAGAUCAAAAUCUAUGGAUUUAGUAUUAUUGGGAUUUCUACACAUUUUGUAAAUAUCUGGUGCACGUGUGGAUAAAUUUUAGAUUAGAAAGCUUAUAUAAACAUGAGAUGCUUUGAGUGUGAUGAAACGAUGUGGAAAGCAUAAAAUAAAAUUGAUAAUAGUUACAAUGUGGAUAGAGAGCAAUUUGUGACGAUUCUAUGUUCAGCUGCUAGCAUUUUUAUAAAUCUGAGGAAAGCCCUCUAUAUAUGCGCCUAAAUCGGUACAAAAUUAUCACUACAAAAACAUCGCUGGGUAUAUUUAUUUGUGUUGUGUUUAUUUAGUACGUGAAUUUUCUCUUUGGCAUCCACAUUAUAGCUACAUAUUUAUUCCUCCGAUAGGUAUAUAGGUUCGAUAGGCUAGUGCGAUACGAACAAGGAAUUUUGUGCAACAGAUAAUGAAAAGAAAAAUAUCAUUAUAUAUAAAAUCCAAAAAAUCAGACUAUGCUAAAAUAGUUGAGAAAAUGGCGAUAAUAUUAUAAUUUCAAAAAGUUGAAAACCUUUCUAUUACUUUUUUGUCACAAGAAAUAUAAUUAACUACAUCUUAUUAUAAUUCGAGACCUUUACAUUUUUAUAAUUUUACAAUGAGCAUUUAUGUUUAUUUUGAGUGCAAUUAGUAAUAUGCCUAGUUAUAAUUCCAUCAAUGGCCAUUCCAUAGAGAAAAUGUAAAUUCAUUUUCUAUUUAUUUUUAGUGUCUGUUUUUUUUACCUUGUUUUAAUGUUAAGAAAUAAGGGAUGUAUUUUUAUAUCGGUUUUUAAUACAAGAUUUGUUAAAUAUAUUUGUUUUAAUUAACA
Messenger RNA from Plodia interpunctella (Indianmeal moth), 3361 nucleotides. RefSeq names its product Fimbrin (gene Fim). Gene Ontology annotation, cellular component: cytoplasm; actin filament; actin filament bundle. NCBI's taxonomy places the organism in Eukaryota, Metazoa, Arthropoda, Insecta, Lepidoptera, Pyralidae. The record is from RefSeq and is a predicted model, not a curated record. The coding region runs from base 246 to 2339 and encodes 697 amino acids. Gene Ontology annotation, molecular function: actin filament binding; calcium ion binding. Gene Ontology annotation, biological process: actin filament bundle assembly; actin filament network formation. The transcript is spliced from 15 exons.